Messenger RNA from Fulmarus glacialis (Northern fulmar), 786 nucleotides. Its product is annotated as galanin receptor type 1-like. The annotation marks the transcript as partial. Gene Ontology annotation, biological process: neuropeptide signaling pathway. Lineage: Eukaryota; Metazoa; Chordata; Aves; Procellariiformes; Procellariidae. Gene Ontology annotation, cellular component: membrane. The record is from RefSeq and is a predicted model, not a curated record. The transcript is spliced from 2 exons. Gene Ontology annotation, molecular function: G protein-coupled peptide receptor activity.
CAGCCUGGCUCCAUGGAGGAGCGGGAAGACAACUUUGUGCUUUCCCUUGGAGCCAACACCAUAAAGUGCAGCCUUGAGACUAACCAAACACAGGCCCCAAUGUGCUGGUCAGGAGCAACCUCCGGUGGCCCAGAGGUGGUGAUUGUACCAGUGCUUUUUGGGUUGAUUUUCCUCCUGGGAAUGGUGGGAAACACAUUGGUGUUGGUUGUUUUGGGGCGUCUCCGGUCUGGGGGACGCCCAUCACGCAGCAUUACCAACAUCUUCAUCCUGAACUUGAGCAUUGCAGACUUCUCCUUUCUGCUCUUCUGCGUCCCCUUCCAGGCCACCAUCUACUCCCUGCCAGAAUGGAUCUUCGGUGCCUUCUUUUGCAAGUGGGUUCACUACUUGGCCAUGGCAACAAUGCUGGUCAGCAUCUUUACUCUGGUGGCUAUGUCUGUGGACAGAUACAUUGCUGUGGUCCAUGCCAAGCGUUCACCCUGCAUCCGCAGCAAGCGCAACGCUGCCCUCGGCGUGGGUGUCAUUUGGCUGUUGUCUCUACUCAUUGCCAUCCCUGUAGCCCAGCACCAGGCCCUCAUGAGUGGUCAUCAGCAAGCACCCAACAGCUCCUUCUGCUGGGAGCACUGGGCAGAUGGUUCAACAGCCAAGCAGAUGUACAAGAUUACCAUCCUGCUGGUGGGAUACCUCCUGCCCCUGGUGCUCAUCACCUGCUGCUAUGCCAAGGUUUUAUAUCAUCUCCAUACGAAAGUAAAGAACAUUUCCAAGAAGUCAGAGAGAUCAAAGAAGAAG